AUGGGUUCUUAUCAAUACUCCCCGUACUGUGUCCCGUUCAACAACACCCCUCUGCGAACCCCGCGGAAGAUUCGCCUUGUAUGCGUGGGGUCGGGGUUUGCUGGGCUCACUUUGGCUUACAAGAUCAUCUAUGAAAAUAAAUUAACUGAUCUGAUCGAUUUCACCAUCUACGAGAAGGAAUGUGAUGUUCCCAUCCACGCAUACAACCUGGCUUGGGCACCCAAACAUGACUGGACUUGGUACUAUGCCGCUGGUGCUGAGAUCCGCGGUUACAUUGAGGACGCCGCGCGAAAAUUUGAACUGGAAAGGUACAUUCAGUUCAAUUCGAAAGUGGUGGAGGCUGCCUGGGACGAAGAAUCCGGAAAGUGGAAACUCAAAGUCCAAAGAGACGGACAAAUCAUCGAAGACGAGUGCGAAAUCUUUGUCGGCGCUACGGGCACCCAGAGGCAACCUAACCCGCCUGAUAUUCCCGGCCUCCAAAGCUUCAAGGGCCCUAUACUCCACACCGGAGAUUGGGACGACUCGGCAGAUUGUCGAAAUAAGAAGAUCGCCGUUAUCGGUAAUGGAUCUUCUGGUGUCCAAGUAUUCACAGCUCUCCAGAAAGAGGCCACAUCCAUCACGCACUACAUCCGAAGUCCCACAUGGAUCUCUCUUAACUACAUGUCCCAGUACACACGUAAUGGUGAUGGGCAAAAUUUCGCGUUCACCGAUGAAGAAAAGUCGAACUUCAAGAACCACCCAGAAGAAAUGCUAGCGUAUCGCAAAAAGCUCGAGGAUACCAGCAUUAGGCUCUUCAAGAAUCUGGUUUUUGAUGAGACGGCCCAAGAACUCAAAGCCGAAUUCCGGAAGACGUUGACGCGCGUGAUGAAAGAGCGUGUGCAAGAGCAGCCAGGGCUGGCCGACAAGCUCUUGCCGACAUGGCAGCCUUGGUGCCGCAGACUCACCCCGGCUGAUGGAUAUCUCGAAGCCCUUCAACAACCAAACGCGACUCUCGUCAACACACCUAUUGAGGCUGUAACUCCCACAGGAAUUCGUCUCCCGGGAGGAGAGGAGACGGACUUCGAUGUGAUCGUCACCGCGACCGGUUUCGUCAACAACCGCGUUAUCCCAUGGAAGAUGUACGGCCGAGAUGGCGUCUCCAUGCACGAACUUUUCAAGGAGAACCCGGAGGCGUACUUGAGCAUCUGCGUGCCGCACAUGCCGAAUUACUUUGCGGUCGGCUGUGGCCCCAAUUUCCCAAUUGCGAAUGGACCUGUCCUCACCGCGCUCGGCUGGAUUAGUGACUAUAUCAUCCGCUGGACUAAGAAGUUGAUCCAGGAGGACACCAAGGCUAUCUGCGUCAAGAAAGAUGCCGUCGAAACAUAUGUUGAGGAUAUGAGAUUAUGCUCAGGCUCGAGAUGA
Messenger RNA from Exophiala oligosperma, 1401 nucleotides. RefSeq lists its product as uncharacterized. The transcript is spliced from 5 exons. The coding region runs from base 1 to 1401 and encodes 466 amino acids. NCBI's taxonomy places the organism in Eukaryota, Fungi, Ascomycota, Eurotiomycetes, Chaetothyriales, Herpotrichiellaceae. The record is from RefSeq and is a predicted model, not a curated record. Gene Ontology annotation, molecular function: flavin adenine dinucleotide binding; NADP binding; N,N-dimethylaniline monooxygenase activity.